Messenger RNA from Ylistrum balloti, 1002 nucleotides. Its product is annotated as probable methyltransferase-like protein 24. Bases 1 to 1002 code for a protein of 333 amino acids. The record is from RefSeq and is a predicted model, not a curated record. NCBI's taxonomy places the organism in Eukaryota, Metazoa, Mollusca, Bivalvia, Pectinida, Pectinidae. The transcript has 6 exons.
AUGUCUAAGUCUGUCUUUACCUAUCCAAUACGGCAACGCUCGAAAAUCACGUGGCUGUGGAUGUUGAUAGUGGUAGCUCUUGUGUUGCUGCUCCUUCGCCGCCAGCACCGUGUCGACCAGGAUAUUGCGGACAGUGAAGCACCUACUCCAACACCCUUCAACCGCACGUUGUGGGACGCUAAGUCCAUCCCAAGAAAGUUUGUUUAUCCCAAGUGUCCUGCUUCUACCUCUUCCAAACGCAAUGUGGACAUCACCACGAGCUUAAAGAAGACCCUGGACAUACCCGAUGGACCACCGCCGGGAAAGAAAGAACUGUGUAGCAUGUCUUUCGAGGAUCUGGAGCUCUAUUACCAUACGUAUUUAAGUACGGUCCAGAGUCCUUGUAAACGUUCUGUGCGCAUAGGUAACACUUUGGAUGGAGGAUGGGAUGUUUGUGGUGAAGAGGCAAGACUAGAACGGAACUCAUGCCUUGUUUACUCUUUUGGAAUACAGUUCGAUUUUUCGUUCGACGAUGAAAUAGCGUCUGUGUUCGGAUGUGAGGUACACUCAUUUGAUCCAAGCAUGCAUCAAGAGGAUCACAGGCGCAGUCAGUCAGUGUUUUUCCAUGCCACUGGUAUAGCGGAUUACAGCGGCGUCAGUAACGAUAUGGCAGGCUGGAAAAUGAGGACCUACCAAGCUAUCCGAGAGGAGCUGCAACAUGUUAGUCGCACCCCUGACGUCAUAAAAAUGGACAUAGAGGGCUGGGAAUGGAAUGCCUUACCCGAUAUGUUGAAGUCAUCAUAUCUUUCCGGCGUCAAACAGCUUUUGGUGGAGUUUCAUAGUAAUACUGAUAGUCACGUGAAAGAAUAUUGGGUCCAUAAGCUCUCAAUAUUGCGUGACCUGUACUUUGAGGGAUACCGCGUUUUCUGGGUCGGCCGGAACAUGAUGUGUACCUAUACGUCACCAGUGCUUCAUCGUUUAUUGUAUGGAUGUUACGAAGUUUCCUUCGUUAGAGUUAAUUAA